Messenger RNA from Suillus subaureus, 1451 nucleotides. RefSeq lists its product as uncharacterized. The record is from RefSeq and is a predicted model, not a curated record. The transcript is spliced from 6 exons. Lineage: Eukaryota; Fungi; Basidiomycota; Agaricomycetes; Boletales; Suillaceae. Bases 58 to 1263 code for a protein of 401 amino acids.
AAUUACCAGGUUACAGAAGAUCCGGUAAAAGAAAGAGCUUGAAAGAAAGUUGCUGCGAUGAACACGACGCUCGCAGCUCCCUCUCCGAAGCCAUUCAAAAGAAGGGGAUCAACGAGAAAACGCGCCCCCUCUUACAUAUCUCCACCUCAAUCUCAGGAAACUCACGACGCUGCCCUACAUGCCAUUCGUAACCUCCUCAAAGGAAGAACAUCUUACGAUGCAUUCCCUGUCAGCUUCAGGCUGAUAGUCCUUGACACUAAAUUGAAUGUCAAGAAGGCUUUACAAUGCUUGCUUCUUAAUGGUGUAGUCUCUGCACCGUUAUGGAACAGCGAAAAAUCAAAGUUCGCUGGGAUGCUUACAGUCUUAGAUAUAAUUCAUCUCAUCCAAUACUAUUAUGACACAGCAAAUUACGAAGCUGCAGCAGCAGACGUGGAGACCUUCCGGCUAGAAUCAAUACGAGAUAUCGAGAAGAGCCUUGGUGUGGCCACACCUCCAAUGCUAGCAGAACAUCCAAAUAGCACCCUUUACAAGGCCGCCAGGGUCUUAAUUCAAACACAUGCCCGCCGAUUACCUCUCCUCGAUUAUGACACAGAGACAGGCCACGAGGUCAUCGUUUCUGUCCUAACACAGUACAGACUUCUCAAAUUUAUCUCUAUAAAUUGCACUAGAGAAAUUCAGCAACUGCAUCUCUCGCUCCGGAAACUCAAGAUCGGUACCUAUGUUUCAUCAAAUCCACCGCCCCCAAACCCUGAAAACCCGGAAACUCAGAAUCCAUAUUAUCCGAUCGCAACCGCCACGCUCGACACCCCUGUAUUUGACGUCGUUCAUAUGUUCUCUGAGCGUGCCAUAUCUGCAGUCCCCAUUAUCGACCAGGACGGCGUUGUUGUGAAUCUGUAUGAAACAGUAGAUGUCAUCACUCUUGUGCGUUUAGGAGCAUAUCAAUCCCUUGACCUAACGGUAUCGGAGGCCCUUAACCAACGUUCUCCGGACUUCCCAGGCGUUGUCAUUUGUACAGCCGGGGACUCGCUUGGAACACUAUUGCAGUUGAUCAAGAAGCGUAGAGUCCACCGGCUUGUCGUAGUGGAAGGAGAUGAGGAAGAGAAAAAAGGCGGAAAGAAAGGGCGUCUGCUUGGCAUAAUCACACUGAGCGACGUUCUUCGGUAUGUUAUCGGUGAGGUGGGCAUCGGCGAGUCAGUCGAAGAGAUUGCGGGCCUGUCCGCCGGCACGGGCACACCGCUCUCUACAGAUAUUAUAUCAUGGUAAUGGCGCACAGAGUCAUUGGAACGAGGGGUUUGUCGCAGGCUUUCGGGGUUUCGUUAUUUUAUAUGCUUUCAAAAUCUUAGUUAGCUGGAUCUGACUAGCAGUUGUAUGUUUUGCAUGAUCUGUACCCGUAGAUGACAUAGGUUAUACGAUAAUGUUGCCGUCUUUGUGCACAUGGGGAGUAGCUGUGA